AUGUCCACCUCUCCAGAUGCCUACCUCUCCUUCGUUCAUCCCGACCAGUCAACGAGUCAGAAAGAAAACUCCAAAGCAGCACACAGACUCUGGUCUACCUCUCGAACCUCCGACUCAACUAAACCCCUCGACUCACGCCUUAUAUUCGGGGAUGAUAAUUCGAUAAAAAGCAUAGUCAGCCUUGGCGACUCUUCGUCUUUCUCGAAGAAACCACUACAUGCGCGGAGAGAAGUGAUUCGUAAAGCUGCAGGGAAGGGUAUCACGAAUAUUCGUGACGUAGCUCUGAGCGCAGGGGUGAAGACCGUACAGGUGGAUGCUGGGGGUGAUCCUGCUGAUGUGCACGCUGCUGCGGUCGGUGCGAAGCUUGGGUUGCACGCGUUCACACUCAAGACAGGGAAGGAUAUGAACCCGGGAAAAGAUAUCACUUUACUCCCUUCACAAUCAAGUGACACAGAUGCUUGGACACGAGGUACUGUCUACGCUGAAGCGCAGAUUCUUGCAAGAGAGCUCAUGGAACUCCCUGGGAACAUGAUGACACCAACGCUUUUCUGUGAACGAAUAAAGAAAGAAGCAGAGGGCCUUGAAAACCUCGAAAUAAUAGUCCGCGAUCAAGAAUGGAUACGAGAAAAAGGAAUGCGCUCUUUCCUCAGCGUCGCUAAAGGAUCGUCUGAGCCCCCUAAACUACUCGAAAUCCAUUACAAAGGCACCAGUGUGGACUCGACGUCACAACCUCUUGCAUUUGUCGGAAAAGGAAUAACAUUCGACUCUGGAGGGAUCUCUCUGAAGCCCGGUCCAGGCAUGAAGCUCAUGCGGGGAGACAUGGGUGGAGCAGCAACAGUCUGCGCAGCUACGCUCGGCCUUGCACGUUUAAAAGUCCCGAUAAAUGUCGUUACUGUCGUCGCGUUGUGUGAAAACAUGCCGGGUCCUUCUGCAAAUAAACCUGGGGACAUUGUGUAUGCGAUGAACGGCAAGUCGAUCGAGAUUGACAAUACGGAUGCAGAAGGAAGGUUAAUACUAGCUGAUGCGUUGCAUUACACAUCAACGACGUUCAACGUUCAUACUCUCGUGGACGUUGCUACUCUCACCGGAGCGAUGGAAGUUGGCCUCGGAAACGUCUACUCCGGUGUCUUCUCCACUUCAGAAAGCCUCUGGACAGAACUCAACACAGCCGGAACACACGAACACGACCUCUUCUGGCGGAUGCCUCUCUCCUCCCUUUAUUCUCCUCAAAUAACAGGUUCCAAUGCCGAUCUCUGCAACACAGGAGGAAAACCAGGUGGUUGUUGUACUGCUGCGCUUUUCCUUCGUUCAUUCGUCGAUGGAAUUGCGGACGAAGACGGUGGGAGUGAAAGUGAGAUGGAAGGAAAGACAGAAAGUGGGAAACUGAGAUGGGCGCAUAUUGAUAUUGCGGGGAGUAUGGAGGCGACGAGGAGUGAGCCGUACCAGUAUAAGGGGAUGACUGGUCGUCCGACGCGGGCACUGAUCGAAUUCGCACACUGGAUGACACAAAAAUAA
Messenger RNA from Fomitiporia mediterranea MF3/22, 1515 nucleotides. Its product is annotated as leucine aminopeptidase. Gene Ontology annotation, biological process: proteolysis. The coding region runs from base 1 to 1515 and encodes 504 amino acids. Gene Ontology annotation, molecular function: metalloaminopeptidase activity; manganese ion binding. The record is from RefSeq and is a predicted model, not a curated record. Lineage: Eukaryota; Fungi; Basidiomycota; Agaricomycetes; Hymenochaetales; Hymenochaetaceae. The transcript has 13 exons. Gene Ontology annotation, cellular component: cytoplasm.